GAUUCCGUACCGGGCAAGGAGAUGACACUUUUCAAUUUCUCUUUCUUUUUGAGAUGAGACUAGUCUUUCUUUUUACAUUAUAUUUAAUUGCUAAAUCUUCUUGACUUAAUUCACCUGUAAUAAAUAAAAGAUGGGAGACUUUAUUACUUUCUAAUAAGAAUGAAUAAAUCGAUAAUAUCUGAAAGAUCUGAUAGAAAGAAAUAUAAAUUCUUGCGAAAAGCAAACAAAUAGCUUUUAAUGAGAUGGUGUGAUCAUAUAAACUAAGAUGAUUCAUCUCAUUAUUUGGAAACUCGAGUUUUCAAAUAACAAUAACAAAAUGGUUUGUUCAGACGCUAUUCACAAUAUAAUUAACUAGUUGGGCACCUUUUACUUUUCCAAGUGUUAGGUUCUGAUCAAUUAAACCAUUAGCUUGUCUUAAAUUGAAAUUAGUUGCCCAUUUACGGAUAUAAAUAUAAAUGAUCUCGCGAAUUACAUUUAGUUAACAAAAAAUUCAUUGCGUGAGUUAUAUCGCCAUGGCGUCAAUACCUUACAACUUAUUAGUUAUUUCUGGUGUAUCUGGACGUUAUCCUGAGGCUCAAUCUUUGGAAGAGUUUUGGUUCAACCUGUUGAACGGUGUUGAUGGUGGUACUAUCGAUAAUAGAAGAUGGCCAACUAAUUUGCUCAAUAUACCUAAAAGGUUAGCCAAAGUUCCGAAUAUUGGCCUUUUUGAUGCAGAAUUUUUCAAAAUACCUACAGAGUCUGUAUCAACCAUUAUUCCAACAAUUCGUGUUUUGCAUGAGGUUAUAUACGAAAUGUUUAUUGAUGCUGGUUUCACCCACGAUAGUUGGCGUGGUACGAACACAGGUCUUUUUGCUGGUGUAAGCGCGAGUCAUAGACCACAAUUUGAAGGAGUUCCUCUUGGUAUUAAUCAUCCUGAAAGUAUAAAUUGGUUACAUUAUGUGUUUGACCUGAAAGGUCCAGUCAUCAGCGUGGACACUGCAUGUGCUGCCGCUGCUUCAGCUUUUGAUGUUGCAGCGAGAAGUUUAUUGAUUGGUGAUUGUGAUCAAGCUAUUGUUCUUGCUCAUAAUCAUUGUAUUAAUCCAUCUAUUUCUCAUUGUUUCAGAUCACUUGGAAUGAUCGGUAUUGAUGGUAAGUCCAAAUGUUUAGAUGCUAAUGCUAAUGGUUAUCUCAGAUCUGAGAGUAUUGUUGCGAUUUUAAUUCAACGUAAAUCUAAUGCCAAGAGAGUUUACGGUUCUCUAAUGAAUAUCACUGUGAAUAAUGAUGGAUUCACCAAAGAAGGAAUUACUUUUCCACGACUUGAAGGUCAGAUAGAUGUUCUUAGACGAUUAUUUAAAGAUGUGCAUUUAGAUCCCAUGGAUAUCGAUUAUGUCGAAGCGCAUGUAACGGGAACUGCAGCUGGAGAUCCAAUUGAGUGUAAGGCAUUGAUGGAAACAAUGAGACCUGAUUCAGAUAAACCUCUUCUUGUUGGUUGCCUCAAAUCAAAUAUUGGUCAUUCUGAAGGUUCUUCUGUUUUAAAUGCGAUCUCAAAAGUUGUUAAGAUUUUCCAAACUGGUGUAAUUCCUGCUAAUUUACAUUUCAACAAACCAAAUCCUAAUAUCGAUGGACUGAUUAAAGGCGUUAUUAGACCAAUUCUUGAAAAUACAAAAUUCGAUGGAGAUCAUAUUUUGGUAAAUUCAUUUGGGUUUGGUGGUGUCAAUACUACUUUCAUUUUGCAAGCCAAUUCUAAAAGAAUCGAAAACACUGAUCUAAUUUUAAGUUCCAAUAAAAUUCCACGUUUAGUCAAUUUUUGCAACCGAACUUAUGAAGGCUUGGAAACUAUUGUUGAUUUUAUUGAGGAGCAAAAAGGAUCAUUAACAAAAUACACGUUGGCACUUUUGGAUAACAUGAGUAAGAUCAAACCAUCAACAGGGUUUGAUCAUCGUGGAUAUUUAUUGUUGGAUCAUGAACAAACAAUCAUUCAUCAAACAUUGAAACAAAAUGUUUCAACUGAUGAAGUUUUUCCUUGGUUGGUAUUCACUCCAAUGUUUAAUGUCUCAUCACAAUCAUUUGUUCAACUGUUGGAAGUUCCUCUAAUUUAUUCAAGAAUAAGAUCUAUGCAAACUGAUCGUUUGAGUUCAUUAGGAAUUGAUGUUAUCAAGAUUAUCGAAUCGAAUCAACAAGAUUUAAUUUCCUUCUUAAUUUCAUCUAUUGCGAUUCAAAUAGCUCUUUGUGACCUACUAACUAAACAUUUGGAAAUUAAACCCAAAGGCAUAAUUGGUCAUUCGAUUGGUUCAAUUGCUGCUUCUUAUGCUGAUGGAUGUAUAACUGAUGAAGAUGCUCUGUUAAUCGGUUAUCAUAUUGGUGUCGCUUGUAAACAAUUCAAAGGAAAAGGAGCAAUGGCUUAUGUUAAUUUAUCAUGGAGACAAAUUGAAGAGAUGAAAUUAGGUAAUAUCGAACUAGCUUCACACAAGUCGGAAGAUUGGACGUUGAUCACUGGUACUGAAGAUAAAAUUAAAAAGUUCAUCUCAUCAAUUGGACAUAAUGUCGAGACAAAUAUUAUUGAUACUAAAGGGAUUCCUUUUAAUUCAUCUCUGCUCAGAGAAAUAUCAAAAUCACUUGAACUUGAGAUCAACAAAUUUCUCAGACCAUUGAAAACAAAUUCCGGACUAAAGACUAAUGUUUGUGAAAACUUUAUUAACUCUGACCAAGAGCAUAUCAUUGGUGGACAUUUUUUCGUUUCCUGUAUAACAGAAUCAUGCAACUUUAAUGAAAUAAUAGAAAAGAUUGAUUCUAACUCUGUGUUACUCGAGAUUGGUUUGAAUAAUGAGAUGAGGCAAUCAUCAAUCUUCUUUAUAAGUGAUCAAGAGAUUUUGAAAAAUAUUAGCAACUAUAACCAAUCGAUUUUGCAUCUUUAUAAAAUGAUUGGUCAAAUUUAUCUUCAUGGUCUUAGUCCAAUGGUUACAAAUCUUUAUGAUCAAAUUGAAUAUCCAGUCCCAAGAGAAACUCAACCUGUUGGUCAUCUGAUUAAAUGGAAGCAUGAAAAGAAAUGGUUUGAUGCUAAAUAUGACAAGUAUUCUAAUCAAAGAACUGUAUUUUCCAAAAUAGUUGAUCUUCACGACCCUUUAUGGUCAUUUCUUACUGGUCAUCAGAUAGAUGGAAGAAUUUUGUUUCCAGCAACAGGUUAUCUAUAUGUUGCUUGGCAAAUGGUCUGUAGGAUGUUUGAUCUCGAACCUGAAGAAAAUCCAAUUGAAUUCUAUCAAGUUCAAAUUCUACGAGCAACACAAUUCACAUUAACUGCAAGUCAAAUGAAAUUUGUUACUAAAAUUAACGAGGAUCUUGAAACUUUCCUCAUCUACGUUAAUGAGAGUAAAAAUGUUUGUAUUACUGGAAAAUAUCGUCUUGUUGAUAAACCGCCAGUAAACUUGCUACCUGCUGAUUUUAAGAAUAUCAAAGAAAUUUCAGAUAUCAUACUUCAAAAGAAGGAUAUUUACAAGGAACUUAGAAUUCGUGGUUAUGAUUAUUCGGGAUCAUUCCAAGGUGUAGAAGAAGCUUCUUCUAAUGGAAGUUGGGGUAUGGUCAAAGACACUGGACAUUGGAUUAGCUUUUCUGAUGCUUGUUUACAUGUUUCUUUAUUGGCUUCGAAAUCCCGUAAGCUGAUUGUUCCUGUUUACAUUGAUUAUGUUUACAUGUUUCCACCAGAAACAUUCAGUGCCUUGAGCGAUGAAACUGUCAGAUCAGUUUCUGAUUCUACUAAAAAACUUAGUGUUUAUUUCAAUCAAGAAACGCAAAUAGGACUAACAAACGGGUUCAUUCUCAAAGGAUUAGAAGGCGAAGAGAUCAGAAGAAAGAUUAACAAAGUGAACCACCAAAUACGAAACCAUAAUCUAAUCCCAUUUAAUUCUUAUCACAAGCUUAGCAAUGAAAAAGCAACGAGACAACAAGAGUACAGUUUUCAAUGCAUGAAAUUGAUUGAGAAUAUCGAGAGAUUGAAAUCAAAACAACUUGAUCCAAUAGAUUAUAAUGAUAUUAAGCCAGAGAUAAAUGAAAGUGAUAGUUCUGAUGAAGCUUUCAGACAAAUUUUGCACGAGAUUUUUGAGUUGGAGAUAAAACAAUGCAAAAGUCCAAUGGAUGGUGUAGAUUCCAUUCCAAGUUUGAAUAAUGUUCUCAACCAAUAUAAUAAUGCUCUGUGUCGAGAUUUUUUCUUUUAUGAGCCAGAAAAAUGUUUACUUGAACAAAUUCUGAGCAUUGCUAGAUACAACUUACUCAAGAAAAAAAUCUCCCUUGCAUUUUGUAAUUUCAGUCAAAAUCUAUUAAUAUUUGCAAACGAGAUUGAAAAUAUUUUCAAUGAUUAUGAAUUCGCUACGAUGAAUAAUUUUAUAAAGAGUGAUUCUAAUUUGGUUUAUAUUCAGAAUCAAAACACCGAAAAUAGUUCAGAAUCAAAACUAUACGAUUUUGUUAUUAUUCGUGACAAGUCUACUCUUCUCAUGUACAAAGAUACUGAGCCUGAAGUCAAAUGCAAUCAAUUCGACCUAUUGUUGAAGAAUCUAUUUGAUUCACUGAAAGAAGGUGGAUUUUGUCAAAUUAUGACGAGAACCAAAUUAAGACCAGUCGAACAAGAAUGGCAACAGUUGAUUGGAAAUAAUCAACAGAUAAACUUUAAUUUAUCAACACUAAAAAGUAACGCAACCGAUGUUGGAUUCACUUGGAUAUGUCACAAGGAGAUGGUCGAUGAAGGAUAUUGUUCAGUUCUACUGAGACGUCCAUUCGCACCUAAUCCAGAUCAACAGGUAACAUUUAUCAGAGUGAAACUUGAUAGUAAUUAUGAUUGGAUUGAUAAGAUAAAAGAAUUGUCUAAAGAUAAGAAUCAUAAAAUCUGGUUAACUGGAGGUGGUUAUGAUAAUGGGAUAGUUGGAUUCAUCAUGUGUCUGGUUAAAGAUCCACAUGGUUAUAAUAUAAGGUGUUAUUAUGAUCCGAAAAAAGGAGAUGACGAAGAGAUAAUUGUUCCUGAUGAAGUGAUGCAAAAGGAUUUGAUAGUAAAUGAGGUUGAUGAUAACGGAGAAAUUGGAUUGUAUAAAAGUGAACUUGCCAAUCUUGAUGAUUUACAAAUCGAAACAAUGUCAUGUUAUGCUGAUAUUAAAACCAAAGGUGAUCUUUCAAGUUUGCGUUGGUUCCAAUCACAUCAUAGUAAUUGGACUCAUAUUCCUAAGGAUAAGCUCAUCGAAGAUCAUGAAAAGAUAAAAAUCUAUUAUGGAUCUUUGAAUUUCAGAGAUGUUCUAAUUGUCACAGGAAGAAUUACUUUACAAUUUUACAACCACGAGCUACAAACUGGUCCACUAAUUGGAACUGAGUUUUCUGGAAUAGAUUCAUUAGGUAAUCGAAUCAUGGGAAUGUGUGCAGCUGGAGUAAUCGGAACAUCUCUUUGCGCUACCACUCAUUUAACAAAGAUUCCAGUUCCAGAAAAUUGGACAUUAGCCGAAGCUGCAACAGUUCCUGUUGUCUAUCUAACAGCUUAUUAUGGUUUAAUUUCUCGAGGAAAUUUACAAUCUGGAGAAAGUGUAUUAAUUCAUGCAGGUUCAGGGGGAGUUGGUCAAGCAGCUAUUUCGAUUUGUCUAUCUAGAGGUUGUCAAGUAUUUACUACAGUUGGAACACAAGAGAAAAGGGAUUUCAUUAAGAAACGUUUCCCUUCAAUCGAUGAUGAUCAUAUUGGUGAUUCUCGAUCGACAUCAUUUGAAGAUAUGAUUAUAGAGAUGACCGAUGGUCGAGGUGUUGAUUUGAUUUUAAACUCACUUUCUGAUGAUAAGUUAAAAGCUUCCCUUAGAUGCUUAUCAGAUUUCGGUCGCUUCAUCGAAAUUGGCAAAUAUGAUAUGAUCCAAAAUACUAAAAUUGGUAAGUCAAUCAUUCAAUUUUGA
Molecule: messenger RNA, 5888 nt
Organism: Panonychus citri (citrus red mite)
Lineage: Eukaryota; Metazoa; Arthropoda; Arachnida; Trombidiformes; Tetranychidae
Product: fatty acid synthase-like
Exons: 3
Coding region: 513-5888 (1791 amino acids)
Biological process (GO): fatty acid biosynthetic process
Molecular function (GO): 3-oxoacyl-[acyl-carrier-protein] synthase activity; fatty acid synthase activity; oxidoreductase activity
Source: RefSeq, a predicted model, not a curated record